GCAGGCAGGGGGUGGGGGAGGAGCGGGAGCGGGAGGGAGGGUGCAGCUGGCGGCGGGGGGAGGGGCAGCGGCGGCGGGAGGGCAGCAGGGGGCGCAUGCGGGCGGAGGAGGAAACCAGCCGGCUGCCGGUCCCCAAGGCGUCCGCUACCGCGGCCCCCCGCCCCGCUACAUGCCGCCCCCCGACCUGCACCCCCACCCGCACCUCCACCCGCCCGGCCUGCGCCGCUCCCAGUCCGCCGGCUGCCCCACCCCCACCGGCCUGCGCCUGGCCGUCACGGUGCGCUCCAUGGCCCCGCACCCGCUCACACCAGAGACACCGCAGCUGCCGGUGCUGGCGGCGGCAGCAGCGGGAGGAGGAGGACGCGCACCACCGCCGCCACCACCACCACAGCAGCACCAGCCUGCCAAUGGGGGUGGAGGCAGCUUGUACGGCAGCGGGCCGUACGGACCGGAACCGUACGGCAAUGAGAUGUACGGCGGGGCGAUACAGUACGACGACAACGUGUUGCUGGCGUUUAGUCAUCACAUACCCGGUCCUGCUGCUAGCUUCCACGAGUGGGAGGACGAUGGAAGCGGAGGCGGCGGCGGGCGGGGCG
Astrephomene gubernaculifera is the source of this 596-nucleotide messenger RNA. The record is from the annotation of a GenBank genome assembly. NCBI's taxonomy places the organism in Eukaryota, Viridiplantae, Chlorophyta, Chlorophyceae, Chlamydomonadales, Astrephomenaceae.